CCUCUCCUCCACCAGCUGAGCGGCAUUAUUAUCAGUCGGCCUUCUCCUCUCCUCUCCUCUCCUCCACCAGCUGAGCGGCAUUAUUAUCAGUCGGCCUUCUCCUCUCCUCUCCUCUCCUCCUUGAUAUCCUCAUCUCCCCUGAACGCAUCACUUCCGCCGCCUACCCUCCUCCAUCACUUCUCUUCUUCUCGCUCUCCAUCCUCCGUCUUCCUCUUCUCCUUCAUCUCCUUGUUCCUCAUCAUUAUCUCCCUUCCCGUCCGCCUCCCGACGUCUCCCCUUCAGAGUCUCCGUCGACGUUGCAGCAUGAUAGUAUCUCUGUCAUAGAUCAAGUUCAAUCUCAGCCUGCAUCAGUUCCCGCUGACCUCUCUUCCCUCAAUCGUGCUCCUUUGAUCUACUACCGGUUCUCGUCUUUAUCCUUUUUCACUUUCCAACUCCUUUUCCCCAUUGCCUACUUUAUCUCCCUGGACUCCGGUGACUCAUCAACGCCUAUCCACAUCACUUGACAAUUCCCUUCGUGUCAACAAUCUUCAAGCCUAUUCGAGUUGUUCGCCGUGCCAAUAAAAGAGGCGUAUCGAUCUGUCUGCAGGUGGUAGCUCUUGACGUCGGAUCGUUCGUCGAUUGAGGUGCGAGGCUUGGGUGAUCUCUUGCUAUAAGAGACCUCGGGUCUCUGCAGACCAGACCAUUCAGGAUACUAUAUACUGGCUUCCUUCUGGAGGACUACUACGACCAGUUAUAUACGCCCUCAGGGAAUCGUCAACAGCUCUACUCCAAUCCAGGAGCUUUACAUUCGGACUCGACUGUUUUCGUUGACUCGUCAGCACCUGUUCCUUUCGACCAGGUGCUUGAGGGCCUACUCUUUAUAACUACGUCCGUUUAAAACGUCGACUAUCAACUUUACGAUCUUACGCAGCGAUUUUAUCUCGGCCACAGCCUACUCUGUUUUAAUUUCCUUCGCCUGUUCUGCCAUCUGCCUGCCGGCAUCGAUUCAUUCCUUCUGUUCAACGCUCUCUUUACGCCCCGACUAUCUUCGAUUAGGCGACCUUAUCCAUCCCAGAACGAUAUACCGAUGAAUAAACACAUCACAGUCUUUACCAUUUCCUACUGUCUUUGACCCCCGUGGUUACCAGUCGAACUCUUUUCAACUUUCCUCGUUGCGAUUUCUUUUGUCGACAUAUCCUUCACCUUAAAUAUUCAUAUGAAAGUCUGAAGAAACCGUCCCAGAGUUGAAUACUUCUCUUUUUCUUUUCGUUUCGUUUUUUCUGCUUUCUUGGGCAUCUUGUUUUCGGUGGUACUGGGUCUUUGCUAGGAUUAUUGUUCCCUGCUUCCGGUUUUCCUUUCUCGCUCUAGCCUGGUUGCUGUGUUCGAUUUAAUUAUUCUUUGUCAUUUUUUUAUUCUUUUUUUUUGGUGCUUUCUCGAUCGUGUCGAGUCAUGGACCACUUUAGAGACAGGUUCGUUGCCGGAAAGCUCUUGGAUGGGCGCUUCCAGACCGUGGCCCCCUUGAAUCAUGGCUCCUUUGGCAUGGUCUUCCUUGCCAGAGACACCGAAACUGGCCAGGAUGUCGCAAUCAAAUGCAUGAGCAAGACACCCUCUGGAUCAAGCACUCCCAUCCCCGCGGAUGACCGAUUGGAAGAACUGGAGUCUCACCGGCGUCUGGGAUAUCACCCAAACAUCGUCAACCUUAUCCAUUCCUUCGAGACCGAUACGCAUCUUUAUUUGGUAUUGGAAUAUUGCACCAAUGGUGAUCUAUACGAGGCCAUCAGACUCAACCGAGGCCCCUUGGAGACCGAGCAUGUGCGUGACUUCAUGCUGCAGCUAAUCAGUGCUGUCGAGUUUAUGCAUGCCAGUGGCCUCUAUCACCGCGAUAUCAAACCGGAAAACAUCUUUCUGACGCAGGACGGAACUAUGAAGUUGGGUGACUUCGGUUUGGCGACUCGGGAUGAAUGGUGUCAAGAAGCCUGUGUUGGGAGUGACCGCUACAUGGCCCCGGAACAGUAUGAUCCAGCGGGUACUGGCUACUCACCUGCCAAGGCUGACAUUUGGGCUAUGGGCAUCUGUCUACUUAACGUCCUAUUUGCCCGUAAUCCGUUUGUCACGCCGACUGAGUCCGACGUCCUCUUCGCGGACUAUGCUCGUGAUCGACAGUCCCUCUUCGACGUGUUCCCUAACAUGUCCCAGGAUACGUAUGAAAUCUUGGCCCACGCCCUCGCCCUGGACCCACAGAAGCGUUCUCUUUCGGGCGUCCGUGACGCCGUUAUACGGGCAAUUUCGUUUACUACCGAUGAUGAGUCGCUGGAUGACUUCUGCACGGAAGAUAGGGAAGUGGUUCCCGCAAGUGCCGACCGUGAACCGCUCAGGACACCAUCCAUCCAGAGUCCGAACAUCAACCAGGGCGAAUCCUUCCCAUGGGCCAAAGCUCUGCAAUCCACCCCGCCGCAGGCUAUUCGGCAAUUGUCUGCCAUCCCCGAUACCGAGAGUUACUCUGAGGAACUAUUCCCGCCUUCGGAAUUUGCCGGCACAUCCUGGUUCUCUGCUCGUCCCGGUACGCCAUCCAUGGCAUCCAUUUUGGAGUCUGCUCUUGGAGAGUCGUACAAGUCGACUACGCUCGCGAAGAAGUGCCCCGUGUAUCCACCACCUUCCGAUCCUGUCCCGAUUACCGGAUCAUCGCCGGGCAAUGCCUUCAAACCGCUUCCUUCACUCUCCAUGGUUUUCGGCAAGAACAAGAAUGAUCAGAUCUCGAAAAGCUGGAGUGACCUCUGGGACGAGGAAGAGUCUGAGAACGAAGACUUGGCUCUGCAACAGCGCCGGGAGCAGAAUUCCCGUAGCUGGAGCCAAGAGAGCCAGAACAGGGAUCUUCCUAGUUCUCGGAAGGGGCUGAACGAGCCGAAGUCGUCCUCGUUCGUCAAUGAACGUUCCAGCCCCAGGGAUAUGCCUUCGGACGGGACGUCGCCGAAGUCUCCCGUUGACAAGGCUGAUAAGGCUGAUAUCGCCGCUCAUAGCCCCAAAUUUUGGCCCGUCUCCCGCUCUCCUCCAAGGAAGUCCCACCUUGACAAGUGGGCAGUGCUUGGCGACCGGAGGAGGAAUUAUAAGCCCAGUGAGAGGAGCCAGCCUAAGGACACGUUUAACAUGAGUUGGAGAAAGGACUGGGGGCUUGGGUCCUCCGGAUUUGACUACGGAUCUUGGGUCAAGAAGACGUAUUCACCGCAUCACGAACGUCGCAACCGAUCUUUCCUCGACAAGGACUGGCGCCGUGACUCGUUCGAAACGACGAAGCCAACGCAGAUCAAACCGUACACUAGUGGUUAUGACGGCAGUGUCGAUGAAGACCUUGACCUAGUCGGUGGCUGGCACGAUCUCCAUCUGUAGUUCUAACUAACUUGAUUUCUUUCUCACUGUCUGUGGAUCCUCGUCGCUGCUUUCUCCGUGUACUUUUUGCUUCUGUUGAACCCAGCUGGAAAAGAGAAAUAAAGGGGGGGGAAGAGGAAAAGCAGAAAAUAUGAAAGGCAUAAACCAAUCGUCAAUUCUCAUUAGAUUCCUUUGCUGGAAUGCUCUCUGGUGACGAAUCUACGCAAAAGACAAAAAUUCAACCAGACAUCUCCCACUCAAAUUUUGUACUAUUUUGCAUUGCUGAAGAUGCGUUUUAAUCCUCCGUACAUGUGCCUGAGGAUGAGAACGAGGCUGGAUAUAUGGGCAUAAAAAGUGUCUUUUGAGGGUCGAGGACCUCGACAAGUGUGCCAGGGGAAGUGUCAAGGGUUUUCUCGCAGUGCUGGGCUGGACUUGUGUACUGUAGCUAGACUGGAAUAAUCCACAAAUCAAUCUGAGCAGUCG
Molecule: messenger RNA, 3825 nt
Organism: Monascus purpureus
Lineage: Eukaryota; Fungi; Ascomycota; Eurotiomycetes; Eurotiales; Aspergillaceae
Source: the annotation of a GenBank genome assembly